Molecule: messenger RNA, 1008 nt
Organism: Rotaria sp. Silwood2
Lineage: Eukaryota; Metazoa; Rotifera; Eurotatoria; Philodinida; Philodinidae
Source: the annotation of a GenBank genome assembly
ACAACGUCCAUUUUAUUUUUCAAACAGAAAGUAUAUAUAGAUGAACGAACUAGGAAAAAACCAAAGAGCACUUGGAAAAAAAUUUUCGGAGUUUUUCGGAGUCGGAGUCAUUAACAAUUUUCGGAGUUGGAGUCGGGUCGGAGUCAUUUUAAAAAAAUUUUCGGAGUCGGAGUCGGAAUCGGAGUCAUUAAGAAUUCUCGGAGUCGGAGUCAGGUCGGAGUCAUUAAGAGUUUUCGGAGUCGGAGUCGGAGUCAAAAAUGUUUGACUCCGCAGGUCUCUAGUGGGUGUGGGUGUGGGAUGUGGGGUGUGGGUGUGGGGUGGGUGUGGAUGUGGGUGUGGGUGUGGAUGUCGGUACGGCUGUGGGUAUGUGAAUCUGUGCGCACACCCACACUCACACCCUUCAUUUGCAUAACCGUCGAAGACUGAGUGCUUUCUUUUUCUUUCACCCUGCGAAAGAUUUUAUUUUUUCUCAUUUUUUAUAUUGUAUUCUACCUUCAAUUUAGUCCAUCGAUAGUUCAAGUCAAAUCUCAAUACUGCCGUGGAAUAUCACAGUAUGAUCGACGUUCAACAAAUCUUGCAUGUAGCUGCUUUUAUGAUGCUGAUGCCAAUAACGUGGGUCUUUGUCUUGACCGAUUUAUCGAGUGUGAGGAAUUAUUUGAAUGUGAUCCUGUGGAUAAUUCUUGUUACAAUCCAGAAGGCAGAUGUGUUCAACAUCCCAUAUGCAAUAAUAAACCUAUUUGCUAUCCAGUGUCAAGUUUCAAUCGUCAUUUAUGUCCACCCAGAGCAAAGGAUGCUCGUUGGGAACAACAAGGUGUUAUUGUUGCUGGAGGAUAUGGAGAAGGUAACGGAACGAAUCAAUUCAAAAAUUCACAAGGUUUAUUUUUGGAUGAUGAAGAAAACCUUUAUAUUGCUGAUGAAUUUAAUCAUCGUAUUAUGAAAUGGAAAGUGAAUGCAACAACUGGCCAAGUUUUCGCUGGUGGAUAUGGACAAGGAAAUGAAACUCAUUAG